CAUGCGCACUUCUAUGUAGAUCAACGUGCAGAGAUUCCCCAGACACAGAAACAUCCUCAUCAUGUCGCUUUGAUUUGUCUUCUUUUGAGGUCUUUUCUCCGAGAAAAAAAUGUACGAGGAGGCCGGAGAAGUGUUCGACAUAUUCCGGGGCGUGUUUCCCAUCUCGUUCCUGCUGUUCGUGCCGGCUGUGCUGAUUAUCGUGUCGCCCGAUCCGGUGGAGGCGGCGCAUGAGUUCUCCGUCUACCGCAUGCAGCAGUUCGACCUCCAGGGGACCAGCUAUGGAUGCAGAAACGCCAUUGUAAACAUGGAGGCACGGUCUCUCGGCGCCAGCAUGCUGACCCGGCGCUGCGUCGUCACCCGCCUGGCAGACCUGACCGUGGACAAGUUCAAAGACCUGGUGGACCAAUCAGCAGGGGCCGUCUUGGUGCUCCUGCCCGACGACUUGUCCAAUGUCCCCAGGGAGAAUUUGGAGGAGUUUAUAGAGCUGGAACAUGACCUGAUGGACCAGGAUGUGAACACUCCUGUGUACUUUGCUGUGGAGGACAACACCCUGACCAAGAUCUAUGCAGCGAUCCAGGAUGGAUCCAACACUGACAAGGCUGCCACUGCCACGGAAGCUCUGCUGCACGCAGCCUCAGCGAAUGGGUUCCAGAUGGUCACCACGGCAACACAAGCCACGCCCAUCAAGGAUGCACAGAUCACCAGCAUCCAGGGCAAGCUGUCUGGGUUGGGAAUAGAGGAGCAUCUACCAACUGUGGCCAUCGUGGCACACUAUGACACCUUUGGGAUUGCUCCACACCUGUCGUACGGUGCCGACAGUAACGGGAGCGGGAUGGUGGCACUGCUGGAACUGGCUCGGCUCUUCUCCAAGCUGUACGACAACCCCAAGACACACCCAAAAUUUAACCUCCUGUUCCUGUUGUCUGGAGGAGGCAAGUUUAACUACCAGGGAACCAAACGCUGGAUAGAGGACAACCUGGACCACACAGAUGGUAGCCUCCUGUCAGAGGUGUCGUUCGUCCUGUGUCUGGACUCGGUUGGUUCCGGGGACGGUCUCUACCUCCACGUGUCCAAACCUCCCAAGGAGGGCUCCGCACUCCACUCCUUCUUGGAGGAGCUGAAGACUGUCCUGGAUGCCCAGUUUCCCGUGGUAAACUUCACCAUGGUGCACAAGAAGAUCAACCUGGCGGAGGACCUGUUGGCGUGGGAACACGAGCGCUUCAGUAUCCGCCGUCUCCCCGCCGCCACGCUGUCACACUUCCCCACCCACAGGGCGCUGGAGAGGCAGAGCAUCACCGACCAGAAGUUCCAGGUAGAUCCAGGUGUCCUGACCAGGAACAUCAGGGGGCUGGCUGAGGCACUGGCCAGACACAUCUAUAACCUCACUGCCAAGGGGCAUGAUGGUUCAAUGGAGAUCUUCCAGGAUGGAUUGAACCUCCAUCCCAAGUCCAUCGAGGCGUGGCUGAACUCGGUGACGGCCCAGCCCCGGGCGGCCCAGCUGAUCGGGAAGGACCACACCCUGCUGAGUACCAUGGAGCAGGCCAUGAACGGCUACCUCAAGGACGUGCGCAGGCUGACCUUCAAACCUGACAAGAGAGACCCGGAGUUUGUCUUCUAUUCUGCUAUGCAGACCACAAUGAAUGCUUACAAUGUGAAGCCAGCUGUGUUUGACCUGUUCCUGGCAGUGGGGAUAGCUGUGUACCUGGGUCUGGUGUAUGUAGCCAUCAUUAACUUUCACUUCCUGUACAACUUUGUCACAAGCAUCAACACCAUCAAGGUCAAAGUCAAGCAUCAGUGAAGUGGUCAAGACUACUCAAGUGUACAUGUAGAAUCUUUGAUGUCCUGAUGCAUGCUGUAGGCCACUGUGUGUGUGUGUGUACAUGUACACUUGUCAUGGACACACCAAUGGGCCAAAAUGUACCCUAUGCACGUUCUUGAUAACCAAAUUU
Messenger RNA from Branchiostoma floridae (Florida lancelet), 1949 nucleotides. RefSeq names its product nicalin-like. Gene Ontology annotation, biological process: regulation of signal transduction. Gene Ontology annotation, cellular component: endoplasmic reticulum membrane. The record is from RefSeq and is a predicted model, not a curated record. The transcript has 15 exons. The coding region runs from base 110 to 1798 and encodes 562 amino acids. NCBI's taxonomy places the organism in Eukaryota, Metazoa, Chordata, Leptocardii, Amphioxiformes, Branchiostomatidae.